This is a messenger RNA of Amphiprion ocellaris (clown anemonefish), 1381 nucleotides long. It is a transcript of the gene hspbp1, whose product is annotated as HSPA (heat shock 70kDa) binding protein, cytoplasmic cochaperone 1. The record is from RefSeq and is a predicted model, not a curated record. The transcript is spliced from 8 exons. Lineage: Eukaryota; Metazoa; Chordata; Actinopteri; Pomacentridae. Bases 171 to 1181 code for a protein of 336 amino acids.
AUGGCGGCCUCCUUGCCACUCGUGAGAUCAGCUAACUAGAACGUUCUAGCACUUUUCAUGUUUCUGUGUUUAAAAGGGAGGAAAGUAAUAUUUGACUCGGAGACUCGGGAGAAAUAGCGUGUUCAUUAACUCAGCAUAGGUUAAUAAGAAUUUUCAAAGCUGGUACCAUCAUGUCAGAAGACAGGCAGGGCAGGAGAUACCCCCAGAACCUCCAGGGGGUCCUACAACUGGCAGUGGAUGCUGGAUCAGCCGCAGAGGGUCCUGCUCCUGUAGAGCCCAUGUCAGAGGAGAGGAAAACAUGGCUGAGAGAGGCUCUUGCAGAUGUUUGCAAAGGACAGAUGGAUGAAGUGGAGCAGAUGAAGCAGUGUUUGGCCAUUCUACGUAAAGAGGAAGGCAGUGAACAGGAGAGAGAAGGCGAGGAAGAGAGGGAAGAAGAUGAUGAAGAUGAGCGGGAAUCGGCCUUUGAGAUGUUGUCAGAGUUGUGUGAGAACCUGGACAACGCUAGAGACCUGUUGACUCUUGGUGGACUGGAUUUGUGCAUCUCCCGGUAUCUGUGUCACAUCCAAAGUGGGCUGAGGUGGCGUGCAGCUGAGCUCAUCGCCUGCUGUGCCCAGAACAUGCCGCAGGUGCAGGUCCACAUGCUGAAUAUCAGGGUUCUGCCAAAGCUGCUGCAGCUGACAGAUUCAGACCCGCAUCCCACUGUCAGAGUAAAAGCCCUUUACGCCGUCUCAUGUCUGGUCCGAGAGCAGGAUGCAGGACUUCAGGCCUUCCUGUCCCAUGAUGGUUUCUCAGUGCUGAUGAGAGGCAUGCAGUCGGAGAACGAGAAGCUCAGGACCAAGUCAGCUUUCCUGUUGCUCAAUCUGCUGACAUCACACCCCGAACAGAAAGACACAGUUGUCUCUAUGGGUAUGGUCCAGCAGCUGGUAUCAGUUCUUCGUACUCCACAUUCACCUUUUCAUGAACAUGUACUCGGUGCCCUUUGCUGUCUGGUGGAAGACUUUCCUCAAGGGCUCAAAGACUGCAGGAAUCCUGGUCUGGGUUUGGAGGAGUUACUCCGACAGCGAGCCAACGAGCUUCAGGGAAAAGAUGAAAGUCAGGAAGAACUUGACUUCUGCGAGCGACUGAGGCUCAUGUGUUUCCAAAGGCAGCAGCCGUCAGAUGACAACGGGAUGGAUCGCUGAAAUAAUUUUAUUUUUUUGUUACCUCACAUGUUUUGGCUUCAGUGUGAAAAGAUGUAACCGAACAUUCAUGAGCUGGAUGAUCGUGGAUAUUGAGCAACGUUUUUGUCUGUUACAACAGUUGCUGUCCAUACUUUGCAUGCAAUCCAGAAUCUGGAUUUUACUAUGUAAAUAUCUAUACUGUAUAAAAUACUGUCAUUUCA